Gryllus bimaculatus (two-spotted cricket) is the source of this 282-nucleotide messenger RNA. Lineage: Eukaryota; Metazoa; Arthropoda; Insecta; Orthoptera; Gryllidae. The record is from the annotation of a GenBank genome assembly.
CUCGUGAUGGAUGACAUGCGCAACCUGACGCGAGUGGCGAAGCACGGCCUGGCUGCCCUGACGGGGCUGCGCUCCCUCGUCCUCAGCCACAGCCCGGCGCUGCAGGAGAUCGACCCGGAGGCUUUCCACGCGUUGUCCGCGCCCCUCGACUACCCGUCGCUCAAGCAGUUAGUGCUUCGUGGAAACGGACUGCAUACUCUACAUCAAAACCUUCUGAAAACCUGGGAUUCUUUGGAAGUGCUGGAUCUUCGGGACAAUAAAUGGCUAUGUGACUGUCGUCUA